GUCAGUCGGGUCGGUGUGCCGUUGGAGACGGGUCGCUGUGAGGCCGGCAGCACUGACGGCUGCUGAGAGCCGCACCUGUUCACGGAGGAGUCCUCAGAGAGGUAGGCCCGCUGCGCCGCCGGCGAUGCGCGCGGCGGCAGGCUAGUCGGCAUGCCGCGCGAGCUGGCGCCGCCCACGGUGCACCGCUCAGACAGUCAGCGCUCGGACGCCAGUCGCCGGGUGACGUUCCGACGCGGCGUGGACGUUCGACGGCCCUCCGUAGGUCGCGCCGUGCUGCACCGCCAGCCGCCGCCGGCCAGCGCGGAGGAGGUGGCCCGACAGGCCGAGGACAUCAUCCGCCAGCUGGACGCUGUGACGUGCGACGUGCGCACCACAGAGCGGCCCGUCGACAACGGACUGCGGCCGAGCAGGACGCCCGAGAAGUUCGGCUCGCUGAGUAGGGCGUCGCUGAAGAAGCAGAAGAAGAACAAGCCGAGCAGCAAGGCGGGCUCGGUGAAGUCGGUGAGCACCAACACGCUUCCGGCACCGGCGCCCAGAAGCAGCAGUCUCGAGGCGGAUAAGAAUAACAUCCUCAAGGCGGAGUCUCUGAAGAGGGAGCGUGCACGAGAGGGAGAGUUCACUCGUCUGCAGGUGAACGGCUUUUUGAAGCGUAGCUCAAGUCAGGUGGAUCACCUAAAUAACCUGAAUAGCCUGAAGGACGGCGACGAUCGCUCCAGCUACCCGAACAAACUUCGUCCGUCCAGUGAGGAUCGCGACCUUCGAGACAACGAGGUGGACAACCCGAAGAGGCUGAACGGCAAGCUGAUUUCUCGACCGGGUCACCGCUCGACACCCACCCUGCCGACUAUCCGCAUCACCCCCGAGUACGAGGCGCCGCUGAAGACGACCUCGAGGGAGAAGGCGAGCCGACCGAGCAUCAAACGCCUGGAGCCAGACACUAUGCCACGUCAGGCGCCUCCGCCGAGACCUGACCGCGCGCCAGGCCAGUACCGGCCGCUGCACGGUUUCAGCUAUAUCGGCCGAGAGGAUGCCGACAUCAUCAGCCACUCGGACUCUGUUGAGAGCCGCAGUCGGCGCAUUAUCGAUCAGAUCGCCCGGUCCCGCUCCCGCUCGCCGGAUGCCAAGCCGGGCCGCACGAAACCGCGGAGCCGGUCCUCGUCCCCAGACCAUGUGCCAGGUAUGAACGUCUUCAACAGCACUUUCCCACGGAGACUCUACGACCACGAAUCGUCCGACGUCGACCCACCGCGGCUGACACGAACCUACAACUACGAACCACCGAAACUGGAGCGUUCGUACGAGUUCGACUCUCCACCCGUGGGCCGCAACUUCCGCGAGCCGUCGCCACUUCUGCCAUCCUCUUUCGAUACUGAUCCGUUCGACUCUCCGGGCAUCCGUGUCAUCCGCCCGGACGCGCCGCCGGUCACCCACACCUUCCGCUACGAGUACGACUCGUCCGGUGAGCCACGCACUUACCGCGAUGAUGUGCCGGAGACGCGCACGCGCACUUACCACUUCCAGAGCGAACCGCCGGAGCCGACUCGUGGCUCACGCCACGCGGAAGCCACGCGGUCGUACCGGUUCCAGGAAGACGUGCUCGACUCUUCGUUUGAGCAGCGGGACUCACGUCGCGAUCGCUACGGCUCCAGCAUCGUCAUGAUCGGAGAGCAGCCGCCUGAGAUUGUCACAACCACCGGCCGUCGGACGGAUAGACCCGUAGAGAGGCCGAACGAACGUUCGCCCCGACUCAGCACAGUCAAGGAGGGAUCCAUUCCCAGUGACGAGGAGCAGCACUACCGCGCACCCCGCGGUGGUGAUCUUUACAGCGUUCCUCGGCAGAGCUCGCCCAGAGAGACAGAGAACGUCAUCCGUCUGUCUGUGAGCGGCAGCCACAGCAGCGGUCCGGAGCCCAGUGACUCCCGCAGAGUUGACCGUCAGGUAUCUUCCGGUUUCGAUAUGUCCCCCGAUCGACCGCGGAUCAGUCCCAGCGAGACCACCGAGCGUCGACGCUCCGAGAGGCGAGACGAACGAAGGGAUGAGAGGCGGGAUGAUCGGCGCACCGAAACCACCAGGACACGGCGCGUGGAUGUGCGUCGCGCCGACGCGUCGACCCGCCACGUGAGCAGCUCGUCCGAGUCGCCGCGUCGCCGCGACUCGCGUGACCCAUCCGAGGAGCGUCGACCGCCUCGCACCGUCAACGGCCACCGACGCGAUGUCAAGGAGACACGCGAGACACGUGAGACGCACAGCAAACGCGACAGCCGCGACCGCGACAGCCGGGACCGCGAGAGUCGAGACCGCACCAGCCGCGACCGGGAGAGCCGAGAGCGCGAGACGGGCACCCUCGGCAGGGCGCGCAAGCGCGUCGAACGCGACCGCCAGCACGACGGAAAGCACAAACACGACCGCAAGAAGAACUUCGAGAUCAAGUUCAUGUACGACGACGAAGAAGAGCCUUCUGACGUUCGUCUGGCCAAGUUCACUGAGUUCCGUGGUAGUGACGAGGAGGGAAGCUCCCCCAGUCCGCAGAACGGUCGGCGCCGGCGACAGGGGGUCGACGAGCCCGACGGCGGCUCGUGGCGGCCGCACAAGGAUACCCCGGAGACCUUCAUCACCCGGGUGGAGAGCAGCCGCACCCAGACGUCCGAGAGACGCGACGGUCGCGAGCAGUCGCCGCGGCCCCGCGACGGAGACAGGGACCCACAUGGCGAGUGGUCUUCUCGCACGGACGAAGACAGGGUCGAUGGGGGUCACCGACGCUCUGAGAAGGUCAAGGUCACGCGGCGCUCCGAGGCCAUCAGCCGUGAGGACAGGGAAAAACCACGCUCAUCGGUCUCCAGCGACGAGACCAAGCGGCAGCGGUUCAGGGCGCGGUCCGCAUCGCCAGACCGACAGUCCCGCGAGAGGUCUGCCGACCGGUCACCGGAAAAAUCCACGGAGAAACCGAAAAAGAAGGGGUGGCUCUCGGCCACGCUCAGCCGGCUGGACCUGAGAAAAUCCUCCGACGAGAAACGCCGCUCCAACUCGCCGAAGCGGCGCGGAUCGCACUCUCCAGACCCGAGAGGAGGUUCGUUCUCGCCCGACCGACCGCUGGAGAUGAAUCGGACGAGCGCCGAGCGCCGGGAGCGGCGGACCACCAGCUCGGGUCACGGCACCAUCAGCCGCCGGCGGGACGGUCGCUCGGUCAGCAGGGACAGCCACGGCACCUCUGACGAGCGCGCCCAGCUGUCAUCGGACCGCGAGCGGGCGCCACGCCGCUCCCGUGAGCGUCGCUCCGACAGUCGCGAGCCUCGCCGCCACCCUCCCGCCGAGAAACGCGACUCGAACCGCUCCAGCGACCGCGAGAGUCGCUACCAGAGCGACACUCAGGAGCGGCGCACCAGCCGGAACACCGCCGAGCGGCACACACGGCGGAGAGACGAGCGCAGCAGCGGCGGCGGCCGGCCCGCCUCGCGCUCGGCCAGCUUCUCCCGGCGCUACCCGGGGGAGGACGAGGUCGACUCGGGGCGCAGCGGCACCGGCAGACGACCACCCAGCCGGCGGCCGAGCGCGGCCGGCACCGGCCAGCGGCGCGGGCGGCGCAACUCACACAGUGUCACCUCGUCCCUGAACAGCAGCGGCAGCGAGCCGGCCGGACCGGCGGCCAGCCGCACCACGGCCAGCGGCGAGCGGUCCGUCUAUCUGCACGCCACCACCGUGGCCGACAUCCCCUCACCGGACGGAGCCGCGGACACGGCGGCCGCCGACAGCGAGCCACUGCCCACCGUCGAGCGGCGCAAGGUCUCCAGGUCCUUCUCUAUGCUGACACCAUUCCGACUGAAACAUCCCAACGACAAGACCAUCAACUAUGAGAAUGAUCGCAAGGAGAGUCGCGACUCGCGCGACGGUGUGCGCAACGGCGGGGACGGCCGUGCCAGCGGACGACCGCCCCGCGCGCCCCGACCGCGCCGCGAUUCGCGGGACGAGUUGGAGAACUCUACCGAGCGGUCCCCCGACCGCCACCGAGACCGAGACCGAGACCGGGACCGAGACCGGGACCGAGACCGGGACCGAGACCGAGACCGAGACCGGGACCGGGACCGAGACCGGGACCGAGACCGGGACCGAGACCGAGACCGAGACCGGGACCGAGACCGGGACCGAGACCGGGACCGGGACCGGGAGAGGCGCGACAAGGAGCGUCACGCGGUGUCUCGGUCAUCCAGCCUGCCCAAGGGCUCCCGGUCGACGUACCGCAGCGAGGACCGGCCGGCGCGGUAACCGACAUCAACGCCAAUAGAUAUUCCCACUGAUGGUGCUACCUUCGACAGCUGCCAAUAUCAACAGCAAGCUCGGGGAGUCUCCGCGUCGCUCUAGUCUCCCUCUGUGCUGUGGGAGCGGAUACGUCGCCGGGAACACACGGGUCAGGACGAUGAAGGUAACCCCGUGGCGGCCGAGACAGCAGCGACCCAGCUACCACUCAGCUCAGCUACAAACGCAACAACUGUGUGGAGCGGUCGGGACCGGCGCGGGGCACGAUAUCCGGGCCGGGACAUCGUCCCUUACCGGCUGUGACCUGAACGCCCCACUGCCCCUGGCUGCCGCUGCCGUCUCUCGCAGUCGUUUGCCUCGCGGCCGUUGCGUCAGAAGAGCCCCGGGCACUGCUUCUUGUGCGGCGGCCGCGCGCUGACCCGCCGCUCGACCCGUGACCCACCGGUGACCUGUGACCUGCCCCUGACCCCGUGGGACCCCGUGGCCGACACGCACUUUCACUAGCGCGUCGCAUCUACAGCGCGCCGCUUGUGUCUCGCGCGGCCGAGAGCCACAACACUGCCGCUCAUCAGUCCGCAGAGCUGUCAGACAACUCAGACACCCACGAGGGACCAGUGUCACUGCCUGUGGGACUCAAGGCUCGGGAGCGGCCAGGUGAACCCGUAACGUGUCCCAGCUGUGAGACAAGGCGCCGCCACACUGCCGCCGAGACCAUGUUCUGAGCUGCUGUUUGACGAUUCGGUGUGAUGAGUGAUUAUCCCUGUGGUGCUAUGACCGUGGAGCCCCCGAAGCUAUAUGGUGACCUUGGGGCGACCCUGGGGGAGUGUUUUCCCUCCCUGAAAACGUUCGGAGCGGCCGGGCCGCGUGUUGUCAGUCGUGCAGGGACUUUGUGCUAACCGGGCGUGCUGGCUGGCUGGCACUAAUCGAGCGUCCGUGGCAGUCGGCCCUCACUGCCGCGUGGCCACUUGCCUCUGAGCUUGUUGUUAACCGUGAUUAACGUUGUGUUCUUGUUUAAGCCUUCCCUGAUGUGUGACAAUACAGAAUCGACUAACGGGAAACGCCGACA
Molecule: messenger RNA, 5317 nt
Organism: Amphibalanus amphitrite
Lineage: Eukaryota; Metazoa; Arthropoda; Thecostraca; Balanomorpha; Balanidae
Product: zinc finger CCCH domain-containing protein 13-like
Exons: 5
Coding region: 151-4260 (1369 amino acids)
Source: RefSeq, a predicted model, not a curated record